CCACCUCUUUGCGUAAAUCAUCCCCUUGACUAAGGUCUUUGUUUCUUUGACUCUCUCCAUAUCAUUCUCGCUAUCCUUUGCUUCAGCCUUUCCCAAAUCCAUUCUAAACUAAUUUUCUGAGCCUAAAUUACUACUGUUAUUUCUAUCUCAACCUACCAAAUGGCUUCCAGUUCAAUGUCAUCUCGUGGCGGAGGCUCAUGGACUCCUGAGCAGAACAAAGCCUUUGAAAGAGCACUGGCUGUGUAUGACCAGGACACCCCCGACCGUUGGUACAAUGUUGCCAAGGCCGUUGGUGGUAAAACUGCAGAAGAAGUGAAGAGGCACUAUGAGGUCCUUGUUGAGGAUAUCAAACAUAUUGAGUCUGGCCAUGUGCCCUUCCCCAAAUACAGGUCUGCUGGAGAGGGUAGCAAUGGAAACAUGAGUGACAGGAUGAAGAAUAUGAAGCUCCGCUGAACUGCUACAAGCUCGAAUCAAGCACCAAUAAAGAUCAAGAUCUGCUUCGUAAAGACUUGUAGUUAUCCAAUAGGAGUAUAGUAUAACUAGAUAAUAUUUCUAGAAUCACUUAACCAGAAAGUCAGUGAUUCUGUUCGUCUAUCUUUUAAAUUUCUAUUGCACUCUUUUAUCUUUCUAUCAGAGACAUUGAAUCUCUGAUCCGUCGUUUCCUCUGUAAGAAUUACUCUACUUCACCUAUGAUUAUGAAAUUAUUUAAUAUUACU
Molecule: messenger RNA, 716 nt
Organism: Pistacia vera
Lineage: Eukaryota; Viridiplantae; Streptophyta; Magnoliopsida; Sapindales; Anacardiaceae
Product: protein RADIALIS-like 1
Exons: 2
Coding region: 160-453 (97 amino acids)
Molecular function (GO): DNA-binding transcription factor activity
Source: RefSeq, a predicted model, not a curated record